CACCGAAGCCAGCGAGCCCUUCGUUGGAUGCCGAAGGCUGGCUCCUCCAGCGUGGGUGCCGAGGCUGCCAUGGGUGUCUUCAAAGUGUGGCUCGGGGUGGCCCUGGCGGUGGUGGAAUUUGCGUUAUUGCCUCAUCAUGCCGAAGGUGCUUGUGCCUAUCAGGGUUCCGUGUUGGAGGAUGCCACAAUUUGGAAGCCCGAUUCAUGCCAGAACUGCCGUUGCCAUGGUGAUAUCGUUAUCUGUAAACCUGCUGUUUGCAGAAACCCUCAGUGUGCCUUUGAGAAGGGAGAAGUACUUCAGAUCGCCGCCAACCAGUGCUGCCCCGAGUGUGUCUCCAGGACUCACGGAUCUUGCCAUCAUGAAGGGAGAAUCCACGUGCAUGGGUCAGAGUGGGUCUCCUCGCCAUGCAGUGUGUGCUCCUGCGCUCGCGGGGAGGUUCGAUGCACCCCCCAGCCAUGCCCAUCACUCUCUUGCGGACCCCGGGAGCUGGAGUUCAUCCCUGAAGGAAGCUGCUGCCCUGUCUGCGUGGGCCCUGGGAAACCCUGCUCCUACGAAGGCCGAGUGUUUCAGGAUGGGCAAGACUGGCGCUUGAGCAGAUGUGCCAAGUGUGUGUGCGGCAAUGGGGUGGCCCAGUGCUUUGCAGCCCAGUGCCGGCCUCUGUUUUGUAAGCAGGAUGAAACUAUAGUCCGAGUCCCUGGAAAAUGUUGUCCACAGUGUUCUGCGAGACCCUGCUCGGCAGCUGGCCAAGUGUACCAGCACGGUGAGCAGUGGAGUGAAAACGCUUGUACCACGUGUAUAUGUGACCAGGGCGAGGUCAGGUGCCACAGACAGGCCUGCCCGCCACUGAGAUGCGGAAAGGGUCAGAGCAGGGCUCGGCCUCAUGGGGCAUGCUGCGAAGUGUGUGUGCCCCCUGCCGGAAGCUGCUCCCACAAUGGGAUUGUGCGGUAUCAGGACGAAAUGUGGAAGGGCUCAUCGUGUGAGUUCUGCACGUGUGACCAUGGCCAAGUGACCUGCCGGACUGGAGAGUGUGCCAAAGUGGAGUGUGCCCAGGGUGAAGAAUUAAUUCACGUAGAGGGAAAAUGCUGCCCUGAGUGCAUUUCGAGGAACAGCUACUGUGUUUAUGAAGAAAAUGCAGACUUUAUGUCGUCCAAUGCUAGUGAAGUUGCACGUAUUCCAGAGGAGGAUACGUGGAAGGCCGGCCCUUGCAAGGUGUGUGAGUGUCGGGGGGCUCAGGUCACUUGCUACGAGCCCUCCUGUCCACCUUGCCCAGUGGCCACACUAGCUGUGAAGGUGAAGGGCCAGUGCUGUCCAGAGUGCACAUCGGCUCAUUGCCACAAGGACUGCCUGACCUGUUCUCGAGCUCCAGAUCACUGUGAUCUCUGCCAGGAUCCCACCAAGUUACUGCAGGACGGACGCUGUGUGCACAGCUGCACUCUGGGGUUUUACCAAGCCGGCGGUGUCUGCUUAGCCUGCCAGUCCCAGUGCGCCACAUGCACCAGUGAGCUAGAGUGCUCAUCCUGCCGGGCGCCCCUGCUGAUGCAGCACGGCCAGUGUGUGCCCACCUGUGCGCACGGCUUCUACCAGGAGCACCGCUCCUGUGCAGUUUGCCAUGAGUCCUGUGCGGCAUGCUGGGGGCCCUCGGAAAAGAACUGCUUGGCCUGCAGAGAUGCCUUCCAAGUGCUGAGAGAGGGGAGCUGUGAGAGCAGCUGCGGAGACGGCUUUUACCACAAGCAGGGGAUCUGCACAGUUUGUCAUAGCUCGUGUGCCAGCUGCUCUGGACCCACGGCCUCUGACUGUGCAGCCUGCGCCCACCCCCACGUGCUGCGCCAAGGCCGCUGCCUGCCGAGCUGUGGCGAGGGCUUCUACCCCGAUCACGGGAUCUGCAAAGCGUGCCACUCCUCGUGCCUGACUUGCGUGGGGCCCGAGCCCUCUCACUGCUCCCGGUGUUGGAAGCCUGAAGAUGGAUUGCAAGUUGAGCAACUGUCUGCAGGGAAUGCCCCGUAUGGCCUAUGCCUGUCCCACUGUAGAGACAAAUUUUACUUGGAGAACACGGGCUUGUGUGAAGCCUGUCACCAAUCCUGUGUCAGGUGUGCAGGGAAGAGCCUGCAUAACUGCACAGCCUGCCAGCCUUCCCACGUGCUGUUGGAUGGCCAGUGCCUCUCCCAUUGCCCAGAUGAGUACUUCAACCAGGAAGGCAGGUGUACAGAAUGCCACCCAACCUGCAAGCAGUGCCAUGGCCCCUCAGACUCCGACUGCACCUCUUGUCACCCGCAUGGCGCUCUUGUGGGGGGAAGCUGUUGGACUGCCUGCAAGGAACAGCAGUUCCUCAACCUCGGGGGAUCCUGUGCCGACUGUCAUCCCCUGUGCCAGCACUGCACAGCCAAUCUCCACCACACGGGGAGCGUGUGCCUGCAGUGCCAGAGUGCCCACCACCUGCUGCUGGGGGACCGCUGUGUUUCUGAUUGCCCUUCUGGAUACUACACGGACAAAGGAGCUUGUAAAAGAUGCCACUCUUCUUGCAGAACCUGUCAGGGCAGAGGUCCCUUUGCCUGCUCCUCAUGUGACACCCACCUGGUUCUCUCACACAUUGGCACCUGUAUCACCACCUGCUUCCCUGGGCACUAUCUGGAUGACAACCAUGUUUGCCAAUCAUGCAACACACAUUGUCGAAGCUGUGAUUCACAGGCCAGAUGCACCUCCUGCCGGGAUCCAAACAAGGUCCUGCUCUCUGGGGAGUGUCAGUACGAGAGCUGUGCCCCACAGUACUAUCUUGACUUCAUCACCAGGACAUGCAAAGAGUGUGAUUGGAGCUGCAAUGUAUGCAAAGGACCUCUGAGAACAGACUGCCUGCAGUGUAUGGAUGGCUAUGUUCUCCAGGACGGGGCCUGCGUGGAACAAUGCUCACCACCAUUCUACCGUGACUUGGGCCUCUGCAAGAGCUGUGGCCUCCCCUGUCUCCAGUGUCAAGGUCCCCAGGAAUGUACUCGCUGUGAAGGGCCGUUUCUCCUCCAGGGCAACCGGUGUGUCCUGGAAUGUGAGAAGGGGUACUUUGCAGACCACGCAAGUAACAAGUGCACAGCAUGCCCUCGAGGGUGCUUGCAGUGCAGCCACUUGGACCGGUGUCACCUCUGUGACCAUGGGUUCUCUUUGAAGAGUGGCCUUUGUGUUUCCACCUGUGUCCCUGGCUUCUCCGGCCUCUCUGCUAAUGGGACAUGUGCUGGUAAAACGCACACCCCUAGUCUUCAUGUGAAUGGCUCCCUCACCCUUCCAAUUGGUUCCAUGAAGCCGCUGGAGUUUUCGUUCCUGAAUGUGCAAGCCCAGGGCGGCAGGGUUGAGGACCUCCUCUUUCACGUCGUGAGCACCCCCACCAACGGCAGGCUGGUGCUCUCCAGGCACGGGAGAGAGGUGCAGCUGGACAAGGCGGGCCGUUUCAGCUGGAAAGAUGUGAAAGAGAAGAGAAUGCGCUUUGUGCACAGCAAAGAAAAGCCCAGGAAAGGUUACUUUUCCCUGAAAGUUAGUGACCAACAGUUCUUCUCUGAGCCACAACUGAUCAACGUACAAGCAUUUUCAACACAGGCCCCGUAUGUGCUGAGAAAUGAAAUCCUCCACAUCAGCAAAGGAGAGAGUAGACGCAUCACCACUCAGCUGCUUGACAUCCGGGAUGAUGAUAACCCACAGGAUGUGGUAGUUGAAGUGCUGGAUCCUCCACUGCAUGGCCAAUUGCUCCAGAUGCUUCAGGCUCCCACAGCCCCUAUCUAUCAAUUCCGACUGGAUGAGCUCUCCCGGGGGCUUCUCCAUUAUGCUCACGAUGGCUCGGAUAACACAUCUGAUUUUGCAGUCCUGCAGGCCAAUGAUGGACACUCCUUCCGAAAUAUACUAUUCCACGUGAAGAUGGUACCCAAGAAUGAUGGAAGACUUCGUCUUGUGGCCAAUUCAAUGGUGUGGGUUCCAGAAGGCGGGAUGCUGCAGAUUACCAACAGAAUCUUACAGGCGGAAGCGCCACGUGCCAGUGCCUCAGACAUCGUCUACAAAAUCACACCAGACUAUCCCCAGUUUGGGGAGGUGGUCCUUCUGCUUAAUAUGCCCGCAGACAGUCCAGCAGAUGAAGGACGGCACCUGCCAGAUGGGAGGACAGCAACCCCCACAAGCACCUUUACCCAGCGAAACAUCAAUGAAGGCAUCGUGUGGUAUAGGCACUCGGGGGCCCCAACUCAAAGCGACUCCUUCCGCUUUCAGGCCCGAGAAGACCGCCUGACUGUGAUCCAGCCUCAUUCCUUGUCCUUCGUAAACUCUGAGAAGCCAAGUGGAGAGAUUAUAUACAACAUCACUCAGCCUCUGCAUCCAAGUCAAGGCCUCAUCGAACACAGAGACCAGCCUCACUCUCCCAUCCAGUAUUUCACACAGGAGGAUGUUAACCAAGGCAAAAUCCUGUACCGACCUCCCCCGGCGGCUCCCCACCUCCAGGAGAUCACGGCCUUCUCCUUCGCAGGUCUCCCAGAAUCGGUGAAAUUCUACUUCACAGUUUGGGACGGAGAGCACGCAAGUCCGGAGAUGGCCCUCACCAUUCACUUGCUCCCCACGGAUCAGCAGCCCCCUGUGUUCCAGCUCGCAGCGCCGCUCCUGGGGGUCGCCCAGGGAGGCAGCACUUCCAUAGGACUUCAGGUGCUAGUAAGCAAUGCUGACACCAUACCUGACGAGCUCUACUUCGAGCUUCGGAAACCUCCACAGCACGGCGUGCUCCUGAAGUACUCUGCCGAGUUCCAAGGACCCAUGGUCGCAGGUGACCCUUUCACAUAUGAAGAUAUUGAGAAAAAUACUCUGCAGUACAGACAUGAUGGCUCUUCUGCCCGGGAAGAUAGCAUGGAGUUUGCCGUCACAGACGGCAUCACCACCGCGACAUUGGACGUGAGAGUGGAGGUGUCGCUGUCAGAGCGCCGGGGACCUCGGCUGGCGGCUGGCUCCUCUCUGAGGAUCACGGUGGCUACUAAAAGCUCAGCCAUCAUCACCAGGUCACACCUUGCUUACGUUGAUGAUUCUUCCCCUGACCCAGAGAUAUGGAUUCGGCUAACUUCACUGCCUACGUAUGGUACGCUCUUAAGAACCUCCAGGCAAGUGGUGGAAGAACUGGCAGAGCUUUCCAAUUUCACAAUGGAAGACAUCAACAACAACAACAUUAGGUACUCAGCUAUCUUUGAGCCCAGUGGUCAUCUGGUUACUGAUAACUUCCAUUUCUCUGUCUCUGACAUGGACCAUAACCACCUGGACAAUCAGAUAUUUACCAUUAUUAUCACCCAUGCUGAGAAUCCACCUCCAGUCCUUGCUUUUGCUGACCUGAUCACGGUCGAUGAGGGGGGGAGAGCCCCACUCUCAUUUCACCAUUUCUUUGCUACUGAGGAACAGGACAACCUCCAGGAAGAUGCCAUCAUUAAACUGAGUGCUCUGCCCAAAUACGGCUGCAUUGAGAACACCGGAACAGGUGCUCGGUUUGGCCCUGGGGCUACCAGUGACUUGGAGGCAUCAUUCCCAAUUCAAGACAUUCUAGAAAACUACAUCUACUACUUUCAGAGCGUUCAUGAAAGCAUUGAACCAACCCAUGAUAUUUUUAGUUUUUAUGUGAGUGAUGGAACCAGUCGUUCGGAAAUUCACAGCGUCAAUAUCACCAUUGAGAGGAAGAAUGAUGAGCCUCCUAGGAUGACCCUCCAGCCCCUCAGGGUGCAGCUAAGCUCAGGAGUGGCGAUAAGCAAUUCUUCUGUGAGCCUGGAAGACUUGGACACCCCAGAUAAUGAGCUAAUUUUUGUCUUGACCCAAAAGCCUGGCCACGGUCAACUAGUGUGGAAGCAAACUGCCUCUGAGCCUCUAGAGAGUGGGAGGGCUUUAGCCCCGGGCUCCUCCUUCACCUACCAGGAUGUCCUGGACCAGUUGAUUUGGUUCAAGCCAAGUGUUCAGGGUGUGGCAUUGGAUGAGUUUCGGUUCUCCCUCACUGAUGGCCAACAUGCUGACACGGGGAGGAUGGAGAUCUACAUAGAGUUGCCUACAGAGGACACACUCCAGUUGGUUGUUAACCGGGGCCUACAGCUCUCAGCAGGGUCCGUGGCACGCAUCACGGAGCAGCACUUGAAAGUGACCGAUAGUGACUCAGACGACCACCGGGUUGUGUACAUCAUGAAGGAAGAGCCUGCUGUGGGGCGCCUGCAGAUGGUGAAACGUGACAACCUGGAGCACAUCUCUGUGAAGGGCCCCACCCGGAGUUUCACGCAGGCCGACAUCAGCCAAGGGCAAGUAGAAUAUAGUCACGGAAAGGGAGAGUCUGGAGGCAGCUUUACUUUUAAAUUUGAUGUGGUUGAUGAAGAAGGCAACAAAUUGACUGGCCAAUCAUUUUCCAUCAACGUUUUAGAAGAUAGAUUCCCGCCAGUCAUCACCACCAAUAAAGGUCUGGUCUUAGAUGAAAACUCAGUGAAGAAAAUCACCACUCUGCAACUAUCAGCCACCGACCAGGACAGCGAGCCUGCAGCCUUGAUCUACAGAGUCACCGAGCAGCCCCGACUAGGCCACCUGGAACAUGCAGCAUCGCCAGGUGUCCAGAUUAGCUCCUUCACUCAAGCCGACCUGACUUCACAGACCAUUCAGUAUGUCCAUUCCAGUGCCGCCGAGGAACACACGGAUGCCUUCCGUUUUACACUCUCUGACGGAGCCAGUGAGGUCACCCAGACUUUCCACAUCACCAUUCACCCUGUGGAUGACUCCCUGCCCGUCGUCCAGUGUCCCGGCAUGCGGGUCCAGGAGGGCGUGAGGAAGACCAUCACAGAGUUUGAGCUCAAGGCGGUCGAUGCAGACACAGAGGCUGAGUUCAUCACCUUCACCAUCGUGCAGCCCCCACGCCACGGCACCAUCGAGCGAACCACCGAUGGACAGCACUUCCGACUCACCUCCACCUUCACCAUGGAGGACAUCUACCAGAACCGGGUCAGCUACAGCCAUGACGGCAGUAACUCCCUCAAAGACCGGUUCACCUACACUGUGUCUGAUGGCACCAACCCCUUCUUUAUGAUUGAGGAGGCGGGGAAAGAGAUGAUGACAGCUGCUCCUCAGAGGUUCCGAGUAGACAUCCUCCCGGUGGACGACGGCACUCCAAGAAUUGUCACCAACCUGGGGCUCCAGUGGCUAGAGUACAUCGAUGACCAGGCAACCAACCUGAUCACCAAGAAGGAACUGCUGACCAUGGACCCGGACACCGAGGACCCGCAGCUUGUCUAUGAGAUCACGACAGGCCCCAAGCACGGCUACGUGGAGAACAAGCUUCAGCCGGGCACCGCUGCUGCUCUUUUCACCCAGGAGGACGUGAACUUGGGGCUGAUUCGAUACGUGUUGCACGAGGAGAAGACCCAUGAAAUGAUGGAUAGUUUUCAGUUUCUGGUGAAAGACAGCAAACCUAAUGUGGUCAGCGACAAUGUCUUCCAUAUCCAGUGGUCCCUCAUCAGUUUUAAAUAUACCAGCUACAAUGUCAGUGAGACAGCAGGCUCAGUCAGCGUCACGGUGCAGAGGAUGGGGAACCUGAAUCAGUACGCCAUCGUCCUGUGCCGUACCACGCAAGGCACUGCUAGCUCCAGCUCCAGAGCCAAGAUCCCACCCGGGCAGCAAGACUACGUGGAGUAUGCUGGCCAGGUGCAGUUUGAUGAGCGAGAGGACACCAAGUCCUGUACCAUCGUCAUCAAUGAUGACCACGUGUUUGAGAACAUCGAGAGCUUCACUGUGGAGCUCAGCAUGCCCGCAUCGGUGUACCACUUUCCCACUUCCACAGGAGCCACCAGCAGCAACACAAGCCAGGCCCAGUGGACAGUGUCAAUGAAGGAAAUGGAAAGACUGACAAGAGAUUCCAGCAGCAUUGUGUCUGCAGUUUGCUACACGGUCCCGAAGUCAGCUAUGGGAAGCAGCCUCUAUGCUCUAGAAUCAGGCUCUGAUUUUAAAUCUAGAGGGAGGUCUGCUGAGAGCCGGGUGAUAUUUGGGCCUGGUGUCACCAUGUCAACCUGUGAUGUCAUGCUCAUUGAUGACAGUGAGUAUGAAGAGGAGGAAGAGUUUGAGAUUGCGCUGGCAGAUGCUUCUGACAAUGCUCGCAUCGGAAGAGGGGCCUUGGCCAAGGUGCUCAUCAGUGGCCCCAAUGAUGCCUCCACAGUAUCCCUGGGCAACACAGCAUUCACUGUCAGCGAGGAUGCAGGCACCGUGAAGAUUCCAGUUAUCCGGCAUGGCACUGACCUGUCAACCUUCACAUCUGUCUGGUGUGCCACACGGCCCUCGGACCCAGCUUCCGCCACUCCAGGAGUUGACUAUGUCCCCAGCUCUAGGAAAGUAGAAUUUGGGCCUGGUGACACUGAGCAGCAUUGCACUUUAGCCAUCUUGGACGAUGCUCAGUAUCCAGUAAUUGAAGGACUGGAGACAUUUGUGGUUUUCCUCAGCUCCGCACAAGGGGCCGAACUGACCAAACCCUUCCAAGCCGUCAUUGCAAUUAAUGACACCUUCCAGGAUGUGCCCAGCAUGCAGUUUGCCAAGGAUUUGCUCCUAGUGAAAGAGAAGGAGGGUGUCCUGCACAUUCCUCUCAUUCGGAGCGGGGACCUAAGUUACGAGUCAUCUGUGAGGUGCUACACGCAGGGCCAUUCAGCUCAGGCCAUGGAGGACUUUGAAGAGAGAAGAAACGCUGACUCUUCGCGGAUCACGUUCCUGAAAGGGGAGAAACUGAUUGUAGAGUCCAUAUGCUUAACCUCCGAGAGAGUCCCCCCCACCAUUGAGUUUGAAGAAGCUGCCUACCAAGUUCGGGAACCUGCAGGGCCAGAUGCCACUGCUAUUCUUGACAUUAAGGUGAUCCGAAGAGGCGAUCAGAACAGGACCUCCAAGAUCCGCUGUAGCACCCGGGACGGCUCUGCCCAGUCUGGUGUGGACUAUUACCCCAAAAGCCGAGUCCUCAAGUUCAGCCCUGGCGUGGAUCAUAUAUUUUUUAAAGUUGAGAUCCUGUCCAAUGAAGAUCGGGAAUGGCAUGAGUCUUUCUCCCUCGUCCUUGGCCCGGACGACCCUGUGGAAGCGGUACUCGGGGAUGUGACCACAGCCUCCGUGACGAUUCUAGACCAGGAGGCAGCAGGGAGCCUCAUAUUGCCAGCACCGCCCAUCGUCGUCACACUUGCUGACUAUGACCAUGUAGAAGAGGUUACCAAGGAUGGGAUCAAGAAGUCCCCGUCUCCAGGCUACCCACUGGUGUGUGUCACCCCCUGUGACCCUCGUUUCCCUAAAUACGCCGUCAUGAAGGAGCGCUGCAGUGAGGCCGGCAUCAACCAGACGUCGGUGCAGUUCAGCUGGGAAGUGGCCGCCCCCACCGACGGCAAUGGGGCCCGGUCUCCCUUUGAGACCAUCACUGAUAACACGCCCUUCACCAGUGUCAGCCACAUGGUUCUGGAUAGCAUUUACUUUAGCCGACGGUUCCAUGUGCGCUGUGUGGCAAAGGCUGUAGACAAGGUGGGCCACGUGGGGACCCCCUUACGGAGCAACAUUGUUACCAUCGGAACAGACAGCGCUAUCUGCCACACCCCAGUGGUAGCUGGGACAGCUAGAGGGUUCCAGGCUCAGUCCUUCAUCGCAACCUUGAAAUACCUGGAUGUCAAGCACAAGGAGCAUGCAAACAGGAUCCACAUCUCCGUGCAAAUCCCACAUCAAGAUGGAAUGCUGCCCCUGAUCUCCACCAUGCCAUUGCACAACCUGCACUUCCUCUUAUCUGAGUCCAUCUACAGACACCAGCACGUCUGCUCCAAUCUUGUCACUACCCGAGACCUGAGAGGCAUCUCAGAGGCCGGGUUCCUGGACGAUGUGGUCGACGACAGCACUGCCCUGGGGCCUGGUUACGACCGCCCGUUCCAGCUGGACCCCAGCGUGCGGGAGCUGAAGACCAUCCAGCUCUACCAGCACCUGAACCUGAAGAGCUGUGUCUGGACCUUCGAUGCGUAUUAUGACAUGACGGAGCUGAUCGAUGUCUGUGGAGGGUCUGUGACUGCUGACUUCCAGGUGAGAGACUCUGCUCAGUCGUUCCUGACGGUGCAUGUGCCUCUCUAUGUGUCCUACAUCUACGUGACGGCCCCCAGGGGCUGGGCCUCCCUGGAGCACCACACCGAGAUGGAGUUCUCCUUCUUCUAUGACACUGUUCUCUGGAGAACAGGAAUCCAGACAGACAGCGUGCUCUCUGCAAGGCUGCAGAUCAUCAGAAUCUAUAUUCGAGAGGACGGCCGUCUCGUCAUUGAAUUCAAGACUCAUGCCAAAUUCAGAGGACAGUUUGUAAUGGAGCACCACACUCUCCCCAAUGUGAAAUCCUUCAUAUUGACUCCAGACCACCUGGGAGGAAUUGAAUUUGAUCUACAGCUUUUAUGGAGUGCUCAGACUUUUGAUUCUCCACAUCAACUCUGGAGAGCCACUAGCUCUUAUAACAGGAAGGACUAUUCGGGGGAGUACACGAUCUACCUGAUCCCUUGCACCGUGCAGCCCACACAGCCAUGGGCUGGCCCAGGAGAGAAGCCUUUGGCCUGCACUGCGCAUGCCCCAGAGAGGUUUCUGAUACCCAUCGCAUUCCAGCAGACCAGCCGCCCCGUGCCGGUCGUCUAUUCCCUCAACACCGAAUUUCAGCUCUGCAAUAACGAAAAGGUCUUCCUCAUGGAUCCCAACACGGCCGAGAUGUCACUGGCGGAAAUGGAUUACAAGGGAGCCUUCUCAAAAGGUCAAAUCCUUUAUGGCCGAGUGCUUUGGAAUCCAGAGCAAAACCUCAAUUCUGCUUACAGACUCCAACUAGAGAAGGUCUAUCUUUGUACUGGCAAGGAUGGCUACGUGCCUUUCUUCGACCCCACAGGCACAAUCUACAAUGAAGGGCCACAGUAUGGGUGCAUCCAGCCCAACAAGCACCUGAAGCACAGAUUCCUGCUGCUGGACCGCAGCCAGCCCGAGGUCACCGAUCAGUACUUCCAUGAUGUGCCUUUUGAGGCCCACUUUGCUUCCGAGUUGCCUGAUUUCCACGUGGUCAGCAGCAUGCCGGGAGUGGAUGGCUUUACCCUGAAGGUGGACGCACUCUACAAGGUGGAAGCAGGACACCAGUGGUACCUCCAGGUCAUCUACAUCAUUGGCCCAGACACCAUCUCCGGACCCCGGGUCCAGCGCUCCCUCACAGCCCCGCUGAGGCGCAACCGCAGAGACCUGGUAGACCCCAGUGGCCGAUUGACCCUGCAUGAUUCCCUCAUCUAUGACAAUGAAGGGGACCAAGUCAAGAAUGGCACUAAUAUGAAGUCCCUGAAUUUGGAGAUGCAAGAGCCAGUUGUCGCUGCUUCUCUGUCCCAAACUGGGGCGUCCAUUGGCAGUGCCUUGGCUGCCAUCAUGCUUCUACUGCUGGUGUUUCUGGUCGCUUGUUUCAUCACCAGGAAAUGCCAGAAACAGCCCAAAAAGCCGCCCGCGGAGGAUUUCUUGGAAGAAUACCCUCUGAACACAAAGGUCGACGUGCCCAAGAGGAAGCUGGACAGAGUGGAGAAGAACGUGAACAGACAGUACUGCACUGUGCGGAACGUCAACAUACUGAGUGAGCCCAAGGGGGCCUAUACGUCCAAAGGGGUGAAAGUGAAAAAGCUGAACCUGGAAGUCCGAGUCCACAACAAUUUACAAGAUGGAACCGAAGUUUAACCGAGGAGACCCGUGUGGGGGUUUUUUUCAUUUCGUUUUGUCUUCUAAAAUCAUUUUUAUAAAA
This is a messenger RNA of Echinops telfairi (small Madagascar hedgehog), 11755 nucleotides long. RefSeq names its product Fraser extracellular matrix complex subunit 1 (gene FRAS1). Gene Ontology annotation, molecular function: protein binding. Gene Ontology annotation, cellular component: membrane. The record is from RefSeq and is a predicted model, not a curated record. The coding region runs from base 28 to 11691 and encodes 3887 amino acids. Lineage: Eukaryota; Metazoa; Chordata; Mammalia; Afrosoricida; Tenrecidae. Gene Ontology annotation, biological process: cell communication. The transcript has 73 exons.